AUGUCCGAACAUGACCCUCCCAAGGAUACCGAUGCCGAGCUAGAAGCCUUCAGACGACAAUGGCGUGCCGAAGUCCAGUCACGGAACAAGCAAUCCACAUCAGAACGUUCGCAAGCGAAGACCCAUCACAAGAAUUCCCAUCCCUCGUCCUCCGCUCCGAAGCCUCGACCGCAACACCAUAAACACGACGAACAUGAUGCCGAUGAAGAAGACAUUUCCUCGCACGUACACUACGACUUGCCAGACAAAGAAGCCGAGCUACGUCUGGAUGCACACGAACAAGCCCUGGCGAGAGGUGCCUUGACCAAAGAGCCCAAAUCCGCCCUCGACCAUUAUGAAAAGGCCGUCGAGAAAGAGACCAUGGGAAGCUUGGGCGACAGUGUAGCUCUCUACCGCACUGCCUUCAAGAUGGACGACCGCGUACAUGAAAAGUACAAGAACAAGCACUUCCCCCCCUCGGCAUUUCCGCCAAAGCCAAAGCUCCCUGCACAGCAACCCAACCCCUCCAAUGCUUCACAGACGGUGCCUGGGACUGCCCACCACUCGUCCCACGGUCUGCCACCAACUCUCACCGAGCUGGUGGACCAAUUCUCUCACCUCUCUAUCCCUGGCGCACCAGCUCCUACAGAUGCCGACCCGCCACCGCCGUGUCCUAUCGCAGAGCUUCCCGGUGAGAUCCUAUCCGAGAUCCUGACCUACGCCGCUAUCAACGAUCUGGCUUCUCUCGCCAAAGUCUCCCUUGUUUGCAAGAGGUUCGCAUACAUUGUCAUGACCGACGAGUCCAUCUGGAAGCGUGUCGCCCAAGGCCCAGAGUUUGGCUUUGGAGGCAUGUACUACAACUAUGCAUGCAACCUCAAGGGAGAACCCCUCGAACCAGAUCUCGAAGAUGAUACGGCAUACCUUUCCGAAGGACUAGACCAAGAUUCAGACUCUGAAAUCCAACUUACAACUCCUCCGCGUCCCUCUAAAACCACCCCAGAAAUCGACAAUGCAUUGCUACAUACUCUCUACUCAUCUUCCUGGCGCCAAAUGUUCCGCUCCCGUCCCCGUCUACGCUUCAAUGGCUGCUACAUUAGCACGGUCAACUACCAACGACCUGGCGCGACAAACACUUCCUCUUCCACCUGGGGCACGCCAAUCCUCAUCGUGACUUACUUCCGCUACCUUCGCUUCUUCCGCGACGGCACUUGCAUCUCCCUCCUCACCACCACCGAACCAAUCGACGUAGUCCACCACCUGACCAAGGAAAACAUGCGUUCCUACGCCACAGGUUCGCUCCUCCCCAACAGCGUUAUGAAAGACGCUCUACGAGGCCGCUGGCGUCUAAGUGGUCCGGGCAAUGAUCCCACUUCCGAAGCCGAAGGAGAUGUGCACAUUGAAACUGAUGGUGUGAUACCCAAAUACAUGUGGAAAAUGCAGUUUGGCCUUGGAUCACGGGGCAAGAAGAGCGCGGGAGGAAACAAGUUGUCAUGGAAAGGAUUCUGGAGCUAUAAUCGCUUGACUGACGACUGGGGCGAAUUUGGACUGAAGAAUGAUAAAGCAUUUUUGUUCAGUCGGGUUAGAGGGUAUGGUAUGGGGUACUAA
This is a messenger RNA of Aureobasidium uvarum, 1584 nucleotides long. The record is from the annotation of a GenBank genome assembly. NCBI's taxonomy places the organism in Eukaryota, Fungi, Ascomycota, Dothideomycetes, Dothideales, Saccotheciaceae.